ACGCCUACUUCAUUCUCCUCUCGAUCUCCCGCCCAAAAAAGUUUGUGUCAGGCAAAGAAGUUUCAACACUGAAAGAUAUUCUUUCAAGAAAAGAGAGAUGUCGACUUCUCAAAAGCACCGGAACUUCGUGGGGGAACCCAUGAGUGACAAGGACGUUACGGAGCUGGCGGGGAUCGGGCCCGCCCUCGGAGGGAGGUUGAGCAGCAAGGGGUUCGACAAGGCGUACGUGGUUCUAGGCCAGUUCCUGGUCCUCAAGAAGAACGAGGAGUUGUUCAAGGACUGGCUCCACGAUACCUGCGGCGCCAACGCCAAGCAGCAGCGGGACUGCUUCGAUUGCCUCAACGAGUGGUGCAGAGCUUUUCUUUAGGGCCUUCACCCGGUUCAGGGACCUUUCGCACCAGAGAUCCACACUUUGAACACUUCCACACACAUUGUAACUGUAGUCGCACAUGUCUUUGAACUGUACGUGUAUCUCUUAACACUUUGAAAAUGACAAUGUACCAUUCUAUGCAACACAUUCAUUUUGUGCGAUGCUAUUAUGUCCAGCUGCAAUCUCUAAACAAUCCUGAGGAGAUGAUCAAUAGACAAGAAUAGCUUGAAUAAACAGCAGCAACUUCACUUGCCCUUUCUCUCCACUUCUUCUACCGCCUGGCCCUAUAGUGUGUGUAUGUUUGUGUGUUACAAACGCCAAGACAUAACCGAAGAACUUACUCUCCGUAUGUCGUACAGAUCUUCCAUGAUGUCCAUGUCUCUCAACAUAUAGAUGACAUACGGACGUACACAACAUUGUCAAGGAAGACAUUGUGUAGCUAUAGUCAUGCAACACGUAAUACACGAAUGAAAACAGGUUGGAUAUCAUUCACUGUGACUGGUUUUUCCUCUUAUCUGGUAGCAAG
This is a messenger RNA of Geodia barretti, 896 nucleotides long. The record is from the annotation of a GenBank genome assembly. Lineage: Eukaryota; Metazoa; Porifera; Demospongiae; Tetractinellida; Geodiidae.